Molecule: messenger RNA, 3287 nt
Organism: Ipomoea nil (Japanese morning glory)
Lineage: Eukaryota; Viridiplantae; Streptophyta; Magnoliopsida; Solanales; Convolvulaceae
Product: nucleolar protein 14
Exons: 14
Coding region: 107-2920 (937 amino acids)
Biological process (GO): maturation of SSU-rRNA
Cellular component (GO): Noc4p-Nop14p complex; small-subunit processome; nucleolus
Source: RefSeq, a predicted model, not a curated record
AUCGUCCCAAAAAUCCUAAAACCCUAACCCCUGUUCUCCCAAACUCCCAGAGAGGGAUAGUCACCAAGACAGCUCCCUUUCCUCCAGUUUCCAGCGAAUUUCAACCAUGGGGAAGAAAUCAAAUCCUACAAAGAACGACAAUGCGAAGAAGCGGAAGAAGAAGAACAAGUCCGGGCCAAAGGCCAUAGGCAUGAAACUCAAAGCUCCCGCUCCCAAUCCUUUCGAAGCCAUCUGGUCUCGCCGGAAAUUUGACAUCCUCGGCAAGAAACGCAAAGGAGAAGAACGCCGUAUCGGCCUCGCCCGCUCUCUCGCCAUAGAAAAGAGGAAGAAUACGCUGCUGAAGGAGUAUGAGCAAAGUGCGAAGUCUUCAGUGUUUGUUGACAAGAGAAUUGGGGAGCAGAAUGAAGAGCUUGGGGAGUUCGAUAAAGCUAUUCUCAGGUCUCAGCGCGAACGAAGGUUGAAAUUGAAGAAAAAAAGCAAGUAUAACUUGUCGGAUGGGGAAGAAGAGGAAUUAGAUGUUGGAUUCUCAGGAGGAAGGGAUGAUUUCGAGGAUGAAGUACCAUUCGAUGAGGAUGAAGAUGAUGGACUCAAUGAUGGUGACAAGAGGUCAGCUAUCUUGGAACAACUUGAUUCUCAUGGAUCACAGGUUAUGCAACGUGGUCUGGUGGAAGGACAGGAAGAUAGGCAAAAAUCCAAGAAAGAAGUGAUGGAAGAAAUCAUUUUGAAGAGUAAAUUCUUCAAGGCUCAAAAAGCGAAGGAUAAAGAAGAAAAUGAGGAGUUUGUUGAACAAUUGGACAAAGAUUUCACAUCCAUGGUGCAUUCCAAAGCAUUGGUGUCACUUACACAACCAGACAAGAUUAGUGCUCUAAAAGCUCUUGUUAACAAGAGCAUUCCAAAUGACAAUGAAAAGAAAAGUAAAGCGGCUGAAUCUUGGAGAAAAGAUUCUUUGCAAAAGGAAACACCUGAUAGUUAUGACAAGCUUCUUAGUGAGAUGGCACUGGAUGUUCGUGCUCGAGCAUCAGAAUUAGCAAAGACACCUGAAGAAAUUGCGCAAGAAGAGAAAGAGCGCCUGGAAAGAUUGGAGGAGGAACGAAAGAAGAGGAUGAUUGCCGCUGAUGACUCCAGUGAUGAAGAUGACAAUGCACAUGAUGAUAAUGAUGCAUCUGCUAAAAAACCCAUAUCUGGGGAUGAUCUUGGUGACUCCUUCAAUGAUGAAAAGCCCAAAACUAAAUUGGGGUGGAUUGAUGAAAUCUUGAGAAGGGAAAAUGAGGAUAAUUCUGAAAAUGAAGACGAAUCUUCUGAUAAUGAUUCAGAGAGUGAUGAAGAUGAUCCUGAGGAAGAAGGAAUUGAUGAUGAUGAUGAUGAUGAUGAACAUGGAAAAUCUCAGACUGUAAAAGACUGGGAACAGAGUGAUGAUGAGAAUGUUGGCACCGAUUUAGAGGACAGUGAAGAUGAUUUUGGUGAGGGUGUAAUCAAAGAGUCAAAGGUUGAAAAAAAUUCUAACUUGAUAGAAGCAGAGAGGAAGGAAAAAGAUAAAAUAGAUACUGAAAAAUCUCAAUCGCCUUCGAAGCAGCAUUCAGCUCAACAAUUUGAACUUCCUUAUACUAUUGAAGCACCAAAGAGCUUUGAAGAAUUUACUUCAUUGUUAGAGAAAUGUUCCGAUGAGCAAAUAAUUGAAGCAAUUAGUAGAAUUCGUGCAUUCAAUGCUAUCAAGGUUGCUGCUGAAAAUCGAAAGAAAAUGCAAGUAUUCUAUGGGAUAUUAUUACAAUAUUUUGCGGUGUUGGCAAAUAAAGUUCCAUUAAAUUUGAAGUUUUUGAAUUCGCUUGUAAGGCCAUUGAUGGAGAUGAGUGCGGAGAUCCCCUAUUUUGCAGCCAUAUGUGCUCGCCAACGUUUACAUAGAACUAGGGUGCUGCUCUGCGAAGAUCUUAAAAAUGAAGGGAAAAACUGUUGGCCUUCUAUGAAAACACUCUUUCUUUUGAGGCUUUGGUCUCUGAUGUUUCCAUGCUCUGAUUUCCGCCAUGUUGUUAUGACUCCGGCUAUACUAUUAAUGUCGGAGUAUUUAACGCGGUGUCCUAUCACACGUGCCCGAGACGUUGCAGUUGGAUCUUUCUUAUGUUCUAUGAUGCUGUCUGUUGUUAAACAUUCUCUCAAGUAUUGUCCUGAGGCUAUAAUAUUCAUUCAAACAUUGCUGCUAGCAGCAUUAGACAAGAAACAAAGGCAUUCUAAUACCUCUCAGUUGAAUAGUCUUUUAGAGAUUAAAGGAGUAAGGCCUCUUCUUCAUAUACGAAGUAGGCAUACAGAGACUAAGGCUUUGAAUUUUGUUAUGCUGAUGGAGUUAACGGCUGAUUCCCCUUACUAUAACUCUGAUGAAUUCAGGGCUAGCAUCCUUUUAGCAAUCAUGGAGACCAUUCAAGGAUUCAUUAAUAUUUAUGAAGGAUUUAAUUCCUUUCCUGAAAUAUUCAUGCCAAUCUUAAAGCUUUUGAAUGAACUGGCAGCACAGAAUCAUAUGCCAGACAUAUUACAGGAGAAAAUCAAGAAUGUUAUCCAACUAAUUGAAAACAAAGUUGAGGAAAAUCACAGGCUGCGUCAACCUCUAAGAAUGAGGAAGCAAAAGCCUGUGCCUAUCAAGAUGGUUAAUCCCAAAUUUGAAGACAACUUUAUUAAGGGUAGAGAUUAUGACCCAGAUCGUGAACGGGCUGAGAUAAGGAAGUUAAAGAAACGCGUAAAACAGGAAGCGAAAGGAGCUGCUCGUGAAAUUCGUAAAGAUAAUCAUUUCUUGUUUGGGGUGAAGGAGAAGGAGAAAGCAGCUCUAGCAGAAGAAAGGUCUGAAAAGUAUGGGAAAGCGCUUGCUUUUCUUCAAGAACAAGAGCACGCAUUUAAAUCUGGGCAAUUGGGAGGAAACAGGAAGAGAAGAAGAUGAAGAAAUUCAACUCACAGUUUCAUUCUGGCCUGGAUUACUUGAAAAUUCUGGUGAGUAUAUCUGCACUUUAUUAUACUCCUUGCUGAUACCAUACGGAGAAGAUAACACUGAUUCCAUGCUUUAAUUUGCCCUUUCACAAUCCAUUCAUGUGAGAGGUAUGAAGUUCAACUAGCUUAACUGUACUAGUGCAGCUGAAUCUGUAUGUGUUGCACUUUUUAUUUGUAGUAGUAGUGUAUUAGUUAUCAAGAAAUCAAGAAUCAAGAACACCAUAUAUACAAGAGUGGAGUUGAGGGAAAGUAUAAAAAUUCAUGUAAAGUGUUUGAAUGUUUGGGCCACAAAAUCAAUAUUACAAUCCUUUACUUCAUCA